AUGAUUAGAACCAGAUUUAUCAGUACUAAACUGAAUGUAGCUUCACUCAUAAGGAACCCAACCGGAUCAUUGCAAUCUAACAUUUCCUCGGAUAAAAACGAUAUAAAACUCGAAAGGAUCAUCGACAACCAAAGAUUCAUCAUCCAGAACCAAUCAAUCAUUUUAACAUCGCUGGAUACGUUGGUUCGAGAAGUAGCUACAGGAUUUAAUAAAAAUAUUUCAAUAGACAUUAACAAUUUGCGUCAGAAUCUUUCAGAAGAGACUAUUAAAUCUUUCUGUCCAGUUGAUUCUCUUGAUAAACUCAAAGAUUUUGAAGAGAAAUUAAAAAUAGAAAUGUUUCGGCAAAGUAUAAUCGAUCAAUUGUCUGUAGUGUGUGGUACAUCCGGGGUAAAAAUAGGUAUUGACAGUUGUUACAAACUAAUAGAUCACUUCUUGACACGCGAUUUCGUCCUGCAAUGCUCCUGGACCGGAAACAGUAGAGCAGGAGAAUCCAAGGUAGCCUUAAAAUAUUUCAUCAAUUUCAGAAAAAUUUUCUUGGAUAUCGUAAGGCUAACAGAUAAGACUUUCACCGAAAUGGAUUGUGAUAAUUUUUUUAAAAGGAUCAUGAAGAAUAGUACGCAAAGACUUAAAUCUAAGACUAUUUGUUCGCAUAAAAAUAGACCUACCAAUUUGACGUAUAGAAGGAGGUUCCAAUGGAAUUUAUUAAACGAUUUAAGCUCAUUUAGUUUAUUGUUUAAAGGAACAGAAGUAGCUGGAAAUAUAUUUAUUAAAAGAGAAUUCGAAUCAGUGGAACAUAAAAUAAAACCGAUAGAACCAGAUCUAUCGAAAAACGUUGAUCCUCCAAUCAAGAAACGCAGAGGUAGACCCAAAGGCAGCAAAAACAAGAAGUAUAAAGUUCAAGCACCGAGGCGACCACGUGGUAGACCACCUAAAAAACCCGCAAACUUUUGUUGUCUUGAAAAUCAGGAAAAUUUGCAGUUUAAAGCGAAUUUAAAACAGACACAUGAAAACCAAAAUCAAUCAUCAAAUUUAAACACCGUCAUCAAAGAUGAUAUUACUGGAAUUGUUAUAAUUUAAUUUGUUUUUGUAUUUUUGUUUGAUAUGCAUUUGGUUAUAAAUAAUUUUAUUGAAACUAUUUUAAAAAUCAACAAAAUAGUAUCCUAGUUAUGUUGGUAAAUGGUGUUAUAAUCCUUUUGUCAGAUGUUUUUACAAAAUAAAGUUCUAUAAUAAAAUCGGUG
Molecule: messenger RNA, 1238 nt
Organism: Psylliodes chrysocephalus
Lineage: Eukaryota; Metazoa; Arthropoda; Insecta; Coleoptera; Chrysomelidae
Source: the annotation of a GenBank genome assembly